CGGCUCGGCGCGGCUCGGCUCGGCGCGGCUCGGCUCGGCUCGGCUCGGCUCGGCGCGGCUCGGCUCGGCUCGGCUCGGCGCGGCGCGGCGCGGCCCGGCCCGGCCCGGCCCGGCUCGGCUCGGCUCGGCCCGGCUGCCGCCCCGACGGCGCCGUCGGGCAGGGGGUUCGCUUCGCGCCCCGCAGCGCCCGGCGGCCGCGGGAUGGAGCUCGGUGCGGCGCGGCUGCUGGCGGUCCUGCUGUGCCUGGCUCCCGGUUUAUUUAUUUCUUUGGAUCAGCCAACCCUUAGCAUCCAAAAAGAUGUCCUCACAAUAACUGCAAAUGAUACUCUAAAUAUUACUUGCAGUGGUCAGAGACCACUGGAGUGGUCCUGGCCAAGCAACCACAGCAGUGUUGAGAAGCGUAUCUCUGUGACAGACUGCAGCGAUGGCCCCUACUGCAAGACACUUACUCUCCUCAGAGUCAUUGGCAACGAUACAGGGGACUACAGGUGCCUUUACAGGGACAACCAGGCAGCUACAACCAUUUAUGUCUAUGUUCAAGAUUACAGAUCUCCAUUUGUGACUUCAGUUAGUGAUCAGCUUGGCAUUGUAUACAUCACUAAGAAUAAAACUGUGGUAGUGCCGUGCCUUGGAACAGUAUCAAAUCUCAAUGUAUCUCUACAUGCGAAAUAUCCAGAAAAGAUAUUUGUUCCUGAUGGUAAAUCAAUUUCGUGGAAUAAUAAAAAAGGCUUCACUAUACCUAGUCAUUUAAUCAACUAUGCGGGCAUGGUCUUCUGUGAAGCUAAAAUAGAUGAUGAAAGCUAUCAGUCUGUGAUAUACAUAGUCGCAGUCGUAGGAUACCGAAUUUAUGACCUGACAAUGAACCCACACUACCAAGUAGAGUUAGCAGUGGGAGAAAAACUUGUUCUCAAUUGCACUGUAAGAACAGAGUUGAAUGUAGGAAUUGAUUUUAAAUGGGACUACCCUUCCAUCAAGGAAAAACGUGCAACCAUAAGAGAUUUAAAAACCACUGCAGGAGAAGUAAAGAAGUUUGUAAGCACUCUUACCAUCGACAGUGUGUCCUUAAGUGACAAAGGUCGAUAUACUUGCGCAGCAUCCAGUGGCCGUAUGAACAUGAAAAACAGCAGUUACUUCAUUAUCCAUGAAAGUCCUUUUAUUCAUCUGGAGAGAAUGGAGAACGUGGUUGAGACAAGGUUAGGUGAUACAGUCAAAAUUCCCAUAAAGUUUAAAGGAUAUCCUCCACCGGAGGCGAAAUGGUAUAAAAAUGGAAAAGCCAUCAAUGCAAAUCAUACAAUUAAACUGGGCUACACAUUAGUGAUCACUGAAACAACUGAAAAGGAUGCUGGGAAUUACACUGUUGUCCUUACAAACCCUACUAACAAGAUGCAGAAGAGACAUACGUUUACUCUGCUUGUGAAUGUUCCCCCCCAGAUCGGCGAGAAUGCGCUGCUGGCCCCCGUUGACUCCUACAAGUACGGCUCGACACAAGCGCUCACUUGCACCGUCUAUGCCGUCCCGCCGCCCGCCACCAUCCUCUGGCACUGGCAGCUGGAGGAGGAGUGCACUUUCAGCCCUCAGAAAGUUCGCUCAGGAGCCAAUCCGUAUGCAUGCAGGAAAUGGAAAGUGAUCUCGGAGAGAAAGGGUGGGAAUCAGGUUGAAAUUAAGCACCGAGUUGUUACUAUUGCUGGGAAAACAAAGACUGUGAGCACCCUCGUGAUUCAAGCAGCAAAUGUAUCUGCUUUGUAUCGAUGUAUGGCUACAAACAGAGCUGGAUCAAGUGAGAGAGUUAUCUCCUUCCAUGUGACCAGGGGUCUUGAAAUUAAUCUCCAGCCUCAGAAUCAGCUCACAGAGAAGGAUAACAUGUCUUUGCAAUGCACAGCAGACAAAUUCACCUUUGAGAAGCUAUCGUGGUACAAACUCAGCGCUCACGCUUCGCAGACUCCCUUUGGAGGGCUGCCCAUGCCCGUUUGCAAGAACCUCAAUGCUCUCCAGAGGCUGAAUGCAACGAUUUCAAAUAUCAAUGGUGAAAACGUCACCUUAGAGCUCAUCCUCCGUAACAUCUCCCUCCAGGAUGGAGGAGACUAUGUUUGCAUUGCUCAGGACAAAAAGGCUAAAACACAGCACUGUCUGGUGAAGCAUCUCACUGUUCAAGAGCCCAUGGCACCCACACUCAUAGGAAAUCUGGAAAAUCAGACAACAAACAUCGGUGAAACCAUAGAAGUGUCAUGCACAGCAAAUGGUAUUCCUCCUCCAAACAUCAUGUGGUUUAAAAAUAACGAAACCCUUGUUGAAGAUUCAGGUAUUGUUCUGAAAGAUGGAAACAAGACACUAACCAUACGUCGGGUGAGGAAAGAAGAUGGAGGGCUAUACACCUGUCUUGCCUGCAAUGUCCUUGGAUGCAGAAAAGCAGUGGCUUUUUUUUCAGUGGAAGGCGCUGAAGAGAAAACAAAUCUGGAGCUCAUUAUCCUCGUUGGCACUGCAGUGAUUGCCAUGUUCUUCUGGUUGCUUCUUGUAAUCAUCCUCCGGACCGUUAAGCGGGCCAACGGAGGGGACAUGAAGACUGGCUACUUGUCAAUCAUCAUGGAUCCUGAUGAAGUCCCUAUAGAUGAGCACUGUGAACGGCUCCCAUAUGAUGCCAGCAAGUGGGAGUUUCCCAGAGACCGGCUAAAGCUAGGUAAACCUCUUGGGCGUGGAGCUUUUGGCCAAGUCAUAGAAGCGGACGCAUUUGGGAUUGACAAAACUGCUACCUGCAAAACAGUGGCAGUCAAAAUGCUUAAAGAGGGUGCAACCCAUAGCGAGCACAGAGCGCUUAUGUCAGAGCUGAAGAUCCUCAUUCAUAUUGGCCACCAUCUCAAUGUUGUCAAUUUACUUGGAGCCUGCACAAAGCCAGGAGGCCCACUCAUGGUGAUAGUGGAAUAUUGCAAGUUUGGAAAUCUGUCAGCUUACCUACGGAGCAAGAGGAGUGAAUUUGUCCCAUACAAGACCAAAAGUGCCAAAUUUCGGCAGGGGAAGGAGAACUAUGUUGGUGAUGUCUCCGCGGAUCUGAAGCGACGGUUGGACAGCAUCACAAGUAGCCAGAGCUCAGCGAGCUCUGGUUUUGUGGAGGAGCGGUCCCUGAGUGAUGUGGAAGAGGAGGACGCUGGUCCUGAAGACCUUUGCAAGAACCCUUUGACCAUGGAGGACCUCAUCUGUUACAGCUUCCAGGUGGCGAGGGGAAUGGAGUUCUUGGCUUCACGCAAAUGCAUCCACAGGGACCUGGCUGCUCGUAAUAUCCUCUUGUCAGACAAUAACGUGGUCAAAAUCUGUGAUUUUGGCUUGGCUCGAGACAUCUACAAAGACCCAGAUUACGUCAGGAAAGGAGAUGCCAGACUACCCCUAAAAUGGAUGGCACCAGAAACCAUUUUUGAUAGAGUAUAUACCAUUCAGAGUGAUGUUUGGUCCUUUGGAGUUCUGCUGUGGGAAAUAUUUUCAUUAGGUGCAUCUCCAUAUCCUGGAGUGAAAAUUGAUGAGGAAUUUUGCAGAAGACUGAAAGAAGGAACGAGAAUGAGAGCACCAGACUAUACAACACCAGAAAUGUACCAAACAAUGCUGGAUUGCUGGCACGGAGAUCCUAAGCAGAGACCAACUUUUUCAGAGCUGGUGGAACACCUAGGGAAUUUACUGCAAGCCAACGUCCGUCAGGAUGGUAAAGACUACGUUGUCCUUCCUUUGUCAGUAUCGCUGAAUAUGGAAGAGGAUUCGGGUCUCUCUCUCCCAACUUCACCUGCUUCCUGUAGGGAGAAAGAGGAAGUCUGUGAUCCUAAAUUCCAUUAUGACAACACAGCAGGAAUUAGUCAGUACCGACAAGGUAGCAAAAGAAAAAGCCGCCCUGUGAGUGUGAAAACAUUUGAAGAUGUCCCAUUGGUAACCACUGUAAAAGUUGUUCAGGAGGAAAACCAGACAGAUAGUGGGAUGGUUCUUGCGUCUGAAGAGCUGAAGACGUUGGAAGAGAGCGAGAAACAAGUGAAAAUACCCUUUAGCACGCUGGUGCCCAGCAAGAGUAACGAGUCCGUCAUGUCCGAAGCCUCCAACCAGACGAGCGGGUACCAGUCCGGGUACCACUCAGACGACAUGGACACCACCGUCUACUCCAGCGAGGAGACUGAACUCUUGUGCGCCCGGGAGGCUUCGCCCCCGCUCUGCCGCGCGCACGGGCUCGCCUACGACGGCGCCGCGCCGCUUGCCUCCCCGCCGCUCUAGGGGGUAGCCGGCGGCUCCGGGUCCCCCCGGCAUGUGCCUUCCUUUUCUGGACUGGUGGUAUUCAGGUUUGAUGUAUAGAAAGACAGCGUCCCCGGGACUAAGAAAAAACGUUUAUUUUUCCUGAAGAGGAUGCAGAAGCAUCUGGCAGAAAAACCGCGCCGUGCCAGGCUGCGGGGCGCUUUCCUCAAGAGGCACUGGUGGCUGAGGGUGCAAAGCCCCGGCGGCUGCGGUGUGUGGGUGCUGUGCCGACCCAAUGGCAGGGGCCGUGUGGUGGCCUCUGGGACCCCGGUGACAUGCUGAGCAUCUGCCUGAUGCAGGCAGCAGCACGGCGUUCAACUUAACUGUUUCUAGUUGUACGAAGUAACGGCACAGCCCUCUUCUUUUUUUUUUUUUUUUUUUCUUUUUUUUUUGUUUUUCCCCUUGUGGCUGGACUCCAGGAAGGAAACAGCACAGCACUGGCUUCUUGUUUCUCAGAGUUAUCCCUUGCUUGUACCUCCACAAACAAAACAAGGAACCUCCAGCUCAAGGCUCUGGCACUCACCAACAGCCUGAGACUAAACAUAGGCUGGGCUAAAUAUAGGUGGGGGCGAUGGUCUCUGUCCUUGGCAGAGAAAAAAGGUUGCUGUACCAGACCUCAUGAGCCACAUUUCCUUGGAAGACUUGCCUGGUGAGGUUGGUUAGCAGGGAGGAGGCAGAGCACCGAACCAAGCGAUGGGACACGGGUGCCGGGGGCAUGCAUCCCCUCUGGGGGUGGCCUCAGGGUGGCUCUGCCCCCUGUCCUCCCUGGCACCCUUGGCCCAUGCCAGGCACCUACCUGCUUCUGAGCUAGCCUGAGAUGGCUGCAGAAAAUGCCCCCCACUUUGAAUCACCACUGUGGCGGCCUCUACAACAGGUAGAAAGGGCAAUGUAAUCUAUUUUAGGACUGUAGAAAGCCCUGUGGUCCUGAUGGAGUGCUGUAAAGAUACCCUACCUUCUCAUCUCAUCCCCCCUCCCUCAGAUGUAGGUCUGACUCCUUCACUUUGCAAACUCCAAGUCUGUUUGCACCAGCAGAGAUCUUGGUUUAUGUAGUCUUGGGAAUCCGUGACUGGUUUCAUGGCAGCUCUGAUCUCCUCUGAAUGGUGAGAUUGUGACUAAUUGUUGGACAACUUCUUACCUGUGCCCUUGUAGUCCCAGAGCUCUGUUGAUAGACACAAUGCAGGCUACAAGAUUUUCAAAUGUAAAGCUAUUUCUACUGAGUCCUUUUUUGUAUUUUUAUAAUUUUUUGUUGUUGUUUGUACUUACUAUAAUGUCAAAUGCUGGGAACCAUGAAUAUAAGGCAUAUACAGUAUUUAUAGCCACUUUAUGUAGAAAUAAAUGUAAUAUAUUAAAAUAUAAAUAUAUAUAUUAUAUAA
Molecule: messenger RNA, 5630 nt
Organism: Phalacrocorax carbo (great cormorant)
Lineage: Eukaryota; Metazoa; Chordata; Aves; Suliformes; Phalacrocoracidae
Source: RefSeq, a predicted model, not a curated record